This is a messenger RNA of Talaromyces marneffei, 1746 nucleotides long. RefSeq lists its product as uncharacterized. The coding region runs from base 1 to 1746 and encodes 581 amino acids. NCBI's taxonomy places the organism in Eukaryota, Fungi, Ascomycota, Eurotiomycetes, Eurotiales, Trichocomaceae. The transcript is spliced from 2 exons. The record is from RefSeq and is a predicted model, not a curated record.
AUGCGCUUUGCUUCGUCCCAAGCCUUUGUGGUGAGCCUAUUGGCCUCCAGCCAACUUGUUCAAGGGUUUCAACCUGGUGUUGAAGCUCGCGAUCUCGUGAAGAAAUAUGUGGGCUCUCCUUCCACCCUAGCCAGCAGAUGGGUCCAACUUGUAUCCUCUGUCGAAGCUCGUCACCAUACCGAGGCCCAGAUUGCAGCCAAAAAAGCAGCAGCAGGGAAGGGAUCGAAGAACCACAAACGUGAACUUGAUCCAAUCGAAGCUCUCAUCACUGCUGUUGAGGAGGCCGCUGCUAAGGGAAAAGCUAAGAAUAAUACAACCCAUCAUAAGGGAGCGAAAGGAAACAAGGACGGAAACACUGGCAAAGCAACACUUGCUGAUCAGGGAGCAAAAGGCAAACACAAUGGAAACACAACCACAGCCGCAACCAAGCAUCAUAAGGGAGGAAAAGGCAAGAAGAACGGAAAUGCAACCGCUGUUGCCCUUCCUGAUGAGGGAGCAAAAGGCAAGAAGAACGGAGAUGCCGGCAAAGCAACGCUUCCUGAUCCAGCUGCGAAAGGUAAACACAACGGAAACGCAACCACAGCCGCAACCAAGCAUCAUAAGGGAGGAAAAGGCAAGAAGAACGGAGAUACUGGCAAAGCAACCCUUCCUGAUCCGGCUGCGAAAGGCGACAAGAACGGAAAUGCAGGCACAAUAACUCCCCUUAAUGCUCCGGUACCAAAAGGCAAAACCGACGAAAAUGUAAAACGUGAACCUCAGCAAGCUGACGAGUUUGGCCCUUGGGACUCUACCACGGAUGAGUUCGGAUCUUGGGUUGACAAGAGAGAGGCUCAUCACACCGAAGCCCAGAUUGCAGCCAAGAACGCAGCUAAGAAGGGCGGAAAGAAAGGAGGAAAGAAAGCUGGGAAUGCCAAACGUGAGGCUGAGCCUGAGGCUGAGCCACAGGAGGUAGAUGAGUCACAGGAAGUUGAUGGGGUUGACAAGAGAGAGGUUGAUCAGACCGAAGCCAAGGUUGAAACCAAGAACGCAGCCAAGAAGGGAAAGAAGGGUAAGAAGGGAGGAAAGAAGGCAGGAAAGAAGGCAGGAAACGCCAGACGUGAGGCUGAGGCUGAGGCAGAGGAAGUGGAUGAAUCACAGGAAGUGGAUGCUAUCGACAAGAGAGAGGCUCACCACACCGAAGCUCAGAUUGCAGCCAAGAACGCAGCCAAGAAGGGCGGAAAGAAGGGAGGAAAGAAAACAGGAAACGCCAGACGUGAGGCUGAGGCUGAGGCUGAGGCACAGGAAGUGGAUGAAUCACAGGAAGUGGAUGCUAUCGACAAGAGAGAGGCUCACCACACCGAAGCUCAGAUUGCAGCCAAGAACGCAGCCAAGAAGGGCGGAAAGAAGGGAGGAAAGAAAACAGGAAAUGCCAGACGUGAGGCUGAGGCUGAGGAUGAGUCACAGGAAGUCGAUGGGGUUGACAAGAGAGAGGUUGAUCAGACCGAAGCCAAGGUUGAAACCAAGAACGCAGCCAAGAAGGGAAAGAAGGGUAAGAAGGGAGGAAAGAAGGCAGGAAAGAAAGCAGGAAAUGCCAAACGUGAGCCCGAGCCGGAGGCUGAGCCACAGGCGGCGGAUGAGUUUGGACCCUGGGACUCUACUACAGAUGAAUUUGGUUCUUGGGUUGACAAGAGAGAGGCUCAUCACACCGAAGCUCAAAUCGCUGCCAAAAAAUCUGCAGCUGCCAAGAAGAAGGGAACACAUGCUUAA